AUGGAGUCGUGUGAUUAUUACAUUACAAUACCUCCCAGAUCAUCCCUCUGCUGCACUGUCUGCACUGUUGAUCCUGAUGAGAUCCGGGACUCCAGUGCUAAAUCAUAUUUCCAUUGGAAGACUCUCAAAUGCAGGUACAUCAUAAACAUGAUGCCAUCAACAGUAAUUGCAAGUCCAAUUCACCAGUCGAAGGGUGCGUUUUAUGUGAUUACAACCAGGGAUUUCUACAAGACUGGAGUUCUGCAGAGGAAUCUAAUGAGAGUCAAUCUAAAACAUUCAGUUCCACAAGCUGUGACCCCUCGAGCUUACGUCGACUGUUUAAAAUACACUUUUGAGUUCUACUUAUCCCCAAAAUGGAAUAGGGUUGCUGAUGUUUACAUGGAGGGCCACAAUUUCCUCAGCAACUCGGAGUUUAACCCCGCCAUUUGCAGCAGAAUCAGCUUGAUAUCGAAGGAAACAGCCUUAAAAGACGAAAUCAGGAUGAGCCUGACUCCUGUCGCUGCUAAACUGCCUCCAAUGAAGUUGGAGAACUUGGCGAUUUCUUCGAUGGUUGUUGGUCACUUCCUGCAGGAUCCAGAGGGGGUCCUCGAUGUCACUCUCUUCGCCACUCACAGAGUCAUCGUAAUCCCCAGUAUGCGGAAGGCAAUUCUGAAGAGAAUCAUGAAGAAGAUUCCACCCACCUGUACUUUCCAAAAUUACAGCGAAAUUCGGAGGCACUGGAAGAAUAUGUACGGCUACCGUCUUCCAAAAACGGACGAGGAGAUGCUGUACUACGAGGUAUACUUUCCAAUUCCUUGUGCAACCAUCGAGUACUUUAUCUACCCAGACAUCUGCAUCAGACGAGAGAUGUCCCAGCGUGCAGCAGAUGGUCCAGAGCAAAUAAAUCGAAGAUAUCUGCAGGAUCUCGGGUGCUCGAUGCCGAAACUCCUCGAUGAGCCACUCGAGCCCAUCAACAAGUCCCAGGCGAAUCCCACGAACUUCCAGAAGUCUUUGUUGAUCGACACCUCUACAACUCCAGCACCUGUGGACGUCUCCCAGAACCUGGAGAAUUCCGCUCGUCUUAGUCUCUCUGGGGGAUCCCUGAAGAGGGACGCAUCAACCCAGAUGUCCCCCAUCUCCAGCAUUAGGGGCAAAGAUGAUAGAAAAUUGAAGUUUAAUAAUUUGAAGAGAAUCCAACAGAUCCACAACGUCAUCCCCUCGACCCUCUCGCUUCCCAGAUCAAUCGCGAAAUCUCAGAAACCGAAAAAAAUGUUUCUGAGUGAAGCUGAGAUGUCCAAGUAUUUCCGAAACUUCCAGAAGACGCAUAUCAAUAUUUUUAGUCCUAUUACUCAGGAAACAAUCAAUGAAACUUCAAGUUUCCGUGAAAUCCCGAGAAAUUGA
Messenger RNA from Fopius arisanus, 1380 nucleotides. NCBI's taxonomy places the organism in Eukaryota, Metazoa, Arthropoda, Insecta, Hymenoptera, Braconidae. The record is from RefSeq and is a predicted model, not a curated record.